Chara braunii is the source of this 5298-nucleotide messenger RNA. The record is from the annotation of a GenBank genome assembly. Lineage: Eukaryota; Viridiplantae; Streptophyta; Charophyceae; Charales; Characeae.
AUGAGAAGAGAUGAGAAGAGAAGAGAACCUGAUGCAUGACCUGAUGUAUUAUGCCAGGAUUGGAUCCUCGUUGAAAAGCGCGAGUAGAUGUAUAAUGGACAUAGCCGCAAAGGGCAGCUGCCGUACGUUGCGGCUCUCAAACUGCUUCGACAGGACUGCAUCGGCACAGAGAAGUGCAAAUAGAUGUAUCCCCGUAUUGCAGUAACGAGGAGUGCAUGAGAUGCCAAGCGAGGUUGAAUCACUACCAGCAAUGUGCCGCCGGGUAAGGCUCCAAGUGUAUCGAGCAGAGUGUCGAUGGGCCUGCCAAUUCACCUAAUUGGCAUGGGAACCGACGAGCAUUGAGAUCCAACACUUCUCUGUAGUCCUGACCUUGUUGAAUGUUGAGUUUUUAACUGAACUGAUGACCUGGCUUUAAGAAGUUGGCCACAUCCUCUGAUGGCUGACUGCAUGGCGUUUGCCACUCUUUUUAAGCUGCAUGGAGGGUGGUUAUUGGCAUUGAACCCGUGCAGAUUUCCGAGGGUUGAUCAUGAUCACAAACAGGGUUUGUUUUUCGCUGUCCGACAACAUGGCCAUCACCUAAUUGGCCAAUCAUGUGGCAGAAUCUGAAACUUUUCUGCCGAAUCUGUGGAUGGACCUGCCACGGAACCAGGUCUCUUCGAAACUCUGUGCAAUUAUGCCCCAACAUGAUGCUAAUGUCAAUGAGUAGAGACACAUGCUGUUCUUCAUCUUUCUGAUAACAUCUCUGUUGUAGGACCUUAUUCAGGUUUUUCUCUCGGCAUCAGAUACCGUCGCUGGGAGUGUAUGACAUGGCCAUGUCAGCGACCUGCUUUCACAUCGUGUUGAAUAGGUGCAAGUAUAUGAGUCUAUUCAGAAAUUGUAUGAUAGGGAGGGAACAAGAGGUGAAGGAGUGAGCAAGACGUGCUCGUCUACAGAUAGGAGUUCUCAGUAGCUCCUUGUAACUGUGACAUUGUUCAGUCACUGUCUUGCAAGGUAUCCUGGAAUUAAAGACCAAGCAGGUGGCCAAGGAUGAUGUAAACACAUGGGGGGAAGGGGUGGGAAGUGGUGGGGGAGUGGGUCGGAGGGGGCCUGAGAGAGAGAGAGAGAGAGAGAGAGAAUGGUUGGAAUUAAACGACUUGAUCAGAGCCACUGUACAGAUACACGGCUGCGACAUCCAGAAAACAGGCAGAAACCUGUAUUUCUGAAAGACCUGAGCCGCAUCUGGAUGACACCGGAGUUGUGGCAUGCAGGAUUUGGCCAGCUCAACACUCUCCUAAUCGACGACUCGCCAUACAAGUCUCUUGUUAAUCCGCCGUACACAUCCAUCUUCCCGGCAACCUAUGUUGGAACUGAUUUGACAGAUAGAUCUCUGGGUGAUGGAGGAUCCAUCCGGAGAUAUCUCGAGUCAAUCUCCCAAGUUAGGGUAGUUCCAGACUUUGUGAAGCGCAAUCCUUUUGGUACACCUCAAGACUCUAUGGGAGCAGAAGCAUGGGCUCUGUUUGUCGAUUUCCGCAAAAAGUAUAAUUUCGGUUGUUUGUGGAUUGGCGCUAACGGAGGAGUUGGAAAUUUUGUGGGAAACCCACAGCUGUCACAGGGGGAGAAAGGGGGGAGAUAUAUGGGUGUGAAGUCGGCAGUGAUUGUGCCAGAUGCAGAAGCUGCGGGAAUGGGUCAAGAUGGUACGGAAUUGAGCAGAGAUGGAAUGAAUGAGCAAUGUGCAUCACAAAACAAUGAUGAGAAGGAGGAAGGGGAGCUGGUGCCGGAGGAGGAAGACGAGGAAGGCCACAAAGGUAGAGAGGUGAGCAGUGAGACAAAGAAUGAGAAGGGGGAGGAGAGUGAGAAGCCUGCAGAAUCUCUCACAAGGGACAGUAUGUUAUUGAAUGGGCCGGAGAAAGAUGGUACUGAGACCGAUCAGGAAAGUGAUAGGCAUGGAGGAAGACAAAGGGAGGCUGUCGGAAGUCCUUGCCAGGUGAGAAAGAACAGCACAGAAGAAGAAGUAAUGGCAAGGAGAGCUCUCAGUGAUGAUGAAGAAAGCGGAUUAGAUGAGGGAGAGGAACCAAGAAGGGGAUCUGGUGAUGUCAGCGAGUGUGACAGUGAGCACAAGGAUGGCAGCCAGUGUGUGACUUCUGGACAAGAUCGGAGUGAUCUGUUGUUGAGGGAAAGGGUCAGCCCAGCAGCCGUCAGGAGUGGCGAUCGUAUUGCAGAGCAACCUACUGAGGAGGACGAGCAGGCAAGACAACGGAAUACCGCCGUAGCUGGUUAUGUUACGGAGAGCGAGAGGGAUCCCAAUGGCAGUGUGCUUGCGGAAAGAGAAGAGAAAGCAGUUGACGGAGCGAUAGUGGACAAUAGGCAGGAAGUAGAGCGACACGAGGAGGGUGCAAAUGAAGCUGAGAUGCCUGUCGAAGAGCCGAAGGUGAAGAUGAGAAUAAAGAGUGUGAUCGUGGGAGUAUGUGAACCUGAGCCAACUGUCGAGCAAACUGAUAACGCUAGACUCGGAGGUUCUGGGUCAUGGAGAAAACGGAGGAAUAGCGGUAAAAGAAAGUAUAAGAAACGGGCGCUAGCUGGAAAUAGUGGUGGGGCAGUUGGUGUGAACAUGAACAACAUUAACAGCAGCAAGAUGAACAACAUGUUUGCAUUAGAUUCGCAGGUGGAUCUGGGUGUCCGUAACAGUAAUGCAUCUUCUCUUCUCCUUAUAGGCAAGAAGAAGCAUAGAGGGCAAGCACAGUGGCUGCCGGUUAGUAAACUACCGAUGGAGCAGCGGCUGGGAAGUCUAAAUGGAAGGGUCUCCUUCAUCGGAAAAAUGGAUGGACCACAGCAAAACAUCAUGUAUGGUGGAGACGGGAUCUUGGGAGGUCAGCCGCAGAAGGACAAGCCUGGUCGGAAAAAGAGGAAGGCAAAGGUGGGCCGGAAGAAAGGCAAAAAUGCUCAGCAGCAGCAGCAGCAGCAGCAGCAGAUGACGAUGAUUCAAGAGCUGCCAGCAGCCAAUGUAAAUUCUUCUGUCCGACCUGUUGCACAGGAUUGGGCUCAGGGUGCAUAUGCCGGUAGGGGAGGAGGGUCCUGGAGACCAAACGAUAGGAUGCAUGUGGAGGAAGAUUACAAUGCCAUGCGGAGGAGGGAUGACAGGUUCGAGGGCAAUGUCGGGCACGGUAGGAGAUGGAAUGGCAGUGCCAGUCCUGUGAGAAGAUCAGCUGACAGUCCACGAAAGUGGAGGAAAAGGACUCCACCACGUUACGACAACAGUGCGAUGGGCACGGCACGGAAGGCUGGUGUGCCCUUCCGCAGGAGUAUGAGCCCACCAAGGAGGCCUGCUGACAAACACGAAGAAUUCCGUCACGGCAGGGAACGGGGAAGGCGGGACGCGCGAAAUGUGAGCAGGAGCAGGAGUCGAAGCAGAGAAAGAGUGCCUGCAAGAGAGGUGAUAGACAGGGGGAGUGAAGCAAUGCCGAGUUCCAGGGCUGGGAAUAGAAGGGUAGAUGAGAGGAUGCCUGGGGGGGGUGGGAAAGAUAGCCCAAGAAGGGGGGAUGCACCUGGUGCAGCUGGAGUGAGCAGCAGUCGGCUGUGGACAGGAAGAGAUGUUGGGGCAAGAUCAGGCCAAGUGAAUUAUCGUGUAGGAAUGUAUAGUAAGCAAUAUACUCAUGGAUCUGUGCGGCAGGGAAGUCAGAGCUAUGAAGAGACUUCACGCACACAAGAAGUGGCUUCUUAUUUUCAUGGUGAUAGAGGCUCCAAUGACAACUCGGCAUUUGGCAGGGGAGCGCACUCGAGUGAAUGGAGUCAAGUGCAUGCACCUGGCAGAAAGUGGGAAAGGGAGGGAAGGCACGAGAGUUCUGCUCCAGGGAUGUUGUCCAGAAAGAAUUGGAGGUAAUCAGAGAUGAGGAGAACAUGGAAGGGAGGGGAGGAAGAAAGGGAGCGGGGGGGGUGGGGGCGGAGAGAACGGGGAGAAAGCGAAGAAGGACGAGGCAUUCUGGAAUCAGCGGUAUUUUCUAGAUUGGGCCUGUGCACGCAUGGUCUCUUGGAUGAUGAAGAUUUUUCCAACUGGGGCCUGACCUGAAACAGAAUUCAAACCGUUCAUGCCUGCAGUAGCUCUCGUGGUUGGUGGCACCUAAAUAUAGCUGUUCCGAAUACUACGACGACCCUAUCUACUGUGUUGAUGGGGGGCGAACAUCUUGUUGUCUCUAUCUGAAGCUGUUUGCCGUUUCGCUGCACUCCAGAGCUGUUUGCUCCAAUGACCAGUUCCUCUGGUGUCUCUGCACUGACGAGCUGUUUACCCGUUCGCUGCACUGAAGUCCUGUUUGCCCCAACAACCACAUCCUCCGUUGUCUCUGCACUGAAGGGCACUUUGCUCAUUCGCUGCCCUGACGAGCUUUUUGCCCCAGCGACCACAUCCUCCGUUGUCUGUGCGCUGAAGAGCUGUUUGCCAUUUCGCUGCACUGAACGGCUGUUUGCCCUAUUGCUGCACUGAAGAGCUGUGGCCCUCUCUUGCAAAAGUGGGUGGUAAAUUUCAUGUGGCCUCCUGUACUGGCCCAGACAGGAAGGCAGACAAAAGUGCAGUCGUUGAUUGAAACAUCGGCCCUGUAGCCAAUCCUAGGAAUCUUUUUCGGUUUCUUCCAUGGCUAAUCUGGUGGGUGACAAUGUGCUUUCAUUGUCAGUAUCUUUGGCGUUUCUAUUCUUUGUCAAUGCGGAAUGAUCUGGAAGGCAACGAGCAGUGCCCCUAUCUGUGCAUGCGAUGUUCCACUGCAGCUCAUUGUGCGUUAAAGGUAGGGACAACGCGAAGAUUCUUCUCGAGUAUUGUGAGAGGUGGUGGCUGAUCAGGCCCUUUGUGAGAAUUCCUUGCCCGCUCUCUCUGCCUGUGCCUGCAUGCAUGUUUGUCUUGCUUCUUUGUCUGAAAAACUUCAGAAUUUCAACCCGAGUUUCAAUCUUCAACCCACUUUGUCUUUUUGAUGCUCUUCAUAUGUUCUUUGAUCUUCCUUCCUUCAUAUGUUCUUUGUGUCUGCUUGUCUUCUUUUAGAACUCUGUGCUACUGAUAUAACUUACACACACAGUUGUUUUUUUUUUUUUGACUGUCGGGCCCAAAAGCUCCAUGUCAACCUCCCUGCGUCCGCAUAUUUGAUGUUCAUGACAUUGGAUUCUGUCGGGAAUUAGCUCUUCUGGAAAACCAUGUCUUGUCUGGACUCUUUUGCAGAGAUUUGGGAUAUAACUACCUUUCCGAGUGCCCCUCUUUUUUCUUUCAUUUUCUUUUUCCUUUUUUUUCAGUCUCUUGAUUCUCUUGUUUUUUUCCCCCCUAAUAAGGGCGACAGCCUUGAGAUA